This is a messenger RNA of Scylla paramamosain (green mud crab), 2936 nucleotides long. RefSeq lists its product as uncharacterized. Lineage: Eukaryota; Metazoa; Arthropoda; Malacostraca; Decapoda; Portunidae. The transcript has 2 exons. The record is from RefSeq and is a predicted model, not a curated record. The coding region runs from base 1325 to 2782 and encodes 485 amino acids.
UACUUUUACAAUAGUAGAACAGUAGUAGUAGUAGUAGUAGUGAUGGUGGUGGUGAUGGUAAUAUUGAUAAUAGUAGUAGUAGUAGUAGUAGUAAUAGUAGUAGUAGUGAUGGUGGUGGUGGUGGUGGUAGUAAUAUUGAUAAUAAUAGUAAAGUAGUGUAGUAGUAGUAGUAGUAGUAGUAGUAGUAGUAGUAGUAGUAAUAAUGGUGGUGAUGAUGGUGUUAGUAAUAUCGGUAGUAGUAGUAGUAGUAGUAGUAGUAGUAGUAGUAGUAGUAGUAGAAGAAGCAGCAGCAGCAUAUGUUUGUUAAUGGAAUCGGCAGCGAUAAGGUCAUCUCCCCCAUCCUAACAAAAUAAUACAACGGUAAUCGGUAAUAAGUCAUCAAUGAAGUUUCACAUUACAAUAACCUGUAACAUGGAAUCAUAAAUAUUCCUCAUAUCACAUCAUUAAGUCGUUAAUAAUAACAAAAACUUAACUAUUGUAAUAUACAAUUAUAUAUAACACAAAAAUAAAACGAAUAUCCCCCGUAACAUUUCAUAAACCACAAUACAAAAUAACAAGCCUGAGUGCCCAGUUCUCUUGCAGUGCUUUUAUUUAGUGUUUUCUUUUCUGUAGUGUUAUUAAUCCCCAACCUAUGUUCGUGCGCCCCUAUGCACUGUUUUGUAACCAACCUUUCUUUAAUAAACUGUUAAACUGCGACUGAUGUACAGGCACAGUACAAGGUUUUCGGUACAGGUCAGAGUACGUUUCAGAAAAGAUGAGAUUGCUAUUUUUGCUGUUCGAACUUUCUUAGGUUUCGAGACGUGAGCUCGAGGCGAUGAAGGGUUGAGCCUGAGGGACUUCCCAUUUUUCAGUGUGUGUGUCGUGGUGGCGAGGAGCGGUGGUGUAGCUUCCUUGCUACUCGGAAAAAAUGGCACUGGAAAGAAUGGCACAGGAAAAAAUGGCACAGGAAAAAAUGGCACAGGAAAAAAUGGCACAUUGUUUAGCCUAGGAAAAAAUGGCACACAAGCAUAUACACCGAUAUCUGAAACUGGAUAAUUAUUAUUAUGUUAUAAGUGUUCGAAGCCUAUAUUGUUAGGUUAUAAGUGUUCGAAGCCUAUAUUGUUAUGUUAUAAGUGUUCGAAGCCUAUAUUGUUAUGUUAUAAGUGUUCGAAGCCUAUAUUGUUAUGUUAUAAGUGUUCGAAGCCUAUAUUGUUAUGUUAUAAGUGUUCGAAGCCUAUAUUGUUAUGUUAUAAGUGUUCGAAGCCUAUAUUCGAAAUCGAUCAGAAGUUUUCUUGGCUCACGUUGUGAAUAAUUUGAUUAGUGGACUCUGUGGACUUUUUUUGCGAUGGAAAUUAUCGAAAGCAACAAGGGAGGUCUCAAACUGUGUUACAGUGGAUACAUGUAUACCAAGCAGUGGUCAAGAGGUAAAACGGUGCGGUGGAGGUGUGUCAAGCGAACACUUUCAUGUAAAGGGGCAUUAACAACAUCUCUUCAAAAUGAAAACCCAACACUUUUAACAGAACACAAUCAUGAUGGUGACGAAAGUGCUAUUGAAGCAGCCAAGUGUAAGUCUAGAAUGAAAACAUUAGCAAAAACUACCAGAGAUAAACCUGGUCAAAUAUACGCCCAAAAUGCCUUAACCAUGAGAACCCAAGCGCAGGCUCAUUUCGUAUCACAAGAACAUUGUAAACGACUGAUUCGGCAUCACCAAAGCGCCAAUCAGCCUCGCGACCCUGCUUCAUUACAGGAACUUGUUAUCUCGGGAGAAUGGGCAUCAACAGGUGGACCAGAACCACAACCGUUCCUGAUUUAUGACAAUGGUCAAGACAGUAACAAUCGCAUUAUUGUUUUUGCAAGUGAACAGACCCUACGACAUUUAGCAAAAUCAGACAUCUGGAUGAUGGAUGGAAAUUUUGCCAUGGCCCCUCCUAAGUUUACACAAUUGUAUGUAAUUCGUGUUCCUCUCGGAAACACUGCUGUCUCCGUUGUUUAUGCAUUCCUUCAACACAAGACUCAAAACACCUAUGAACAACUUUUUACGGCAGUUCUUGAGAAAUGUGCAGAGUACCACCUGUAUCCAGACCCUAGAACCGUUAUGCUUGACUUUGAACAAGCAACUCUACAGGCCAUCACGGCAAUACUGGGAUCGGAAGUUACUAUUCGCUGCUGCUUCUACCAUCUGACACAGUCAUCAUGGACAAAAAUACAAGAGUUAGGGCUGGCAACUGUGUACAAGGAAAAUGAGGAUAUAAAGUUGUUCUGUGCUAUGGUCGACAGUUUAGCUUUCCUUCCCCUAGAGGAUGUGUCUGCCGGCAUGAAUUACCUCAAACACAACACACCAGAGGGCAUGGAGCCUUUCGUCACUUACUUCGAUCAGACCUACGUAACGGGAACUUAUCGACGAGUCCAAAGACAGCAAGAUGACAAUGAGAUCCCAAGAGUUCAGCUCCGCCUCAUUCCUCCACGGUUUCCUCCAGAAAUCUGGAAUGUGCAUGAAGCAACUAUUCGAGACGAGUCUCGCACGAACAACUUAUGUGAGGGAUGGAACAAUCGAUACAGCAGGUUGGUUGGUCACAGUCACCCAACAAUAUGGCGGGCAAUCCAGUGGAUCCAAGCUGACCAUGCUGUUGUAGCUACCCAGUUGGUGCUAGAAUCUCGUGGCGAGCCUCCCAAGAAACGGCAGAAGAGGGUGUACAAGAAUCUACAAACACGAAUGAAGAACCUCUGCCAAGAUCGCCGUGAUGGUCGCAAAUCAGUUGAGUUUUUACAUGGAGCGGGUCACAACAUUCGAUGGAAGUCCUAAGCAUUAUAAGAAAAGUCAGUAAAAUGUAUAGAAAUAAAGUGUGAACAAAUUUUAGCUGAUUGUACUGUCUGAUUGUAUCGUUUUUAGCUUGAGUUUUUUUUUAGCACAUUUUGUACUGUGCCAUUUUUUCCUAGACUAAACAAUGUGCCAUUUU